AUGGACAGCGCAGGAGAAAAAGAUCAUGACCAUGAUACACAUGCGAUACCUCCACAGGCUAUCUGCAACGUGUAUAAGAAAUACCAGCGCAUGGAUGACGCUGCUGUGGAUGCAGAUCUCAGCAUCGUCGAUUUCAAUCGAGGCUUGACAGACGUACAAAAGCAAAAGUUGUUCUCUGUAGGGACCGUAGAAGCUGAACUGAUCGCAAAAGCUCAGAAAACGUACAAGUUCUACGGAAAAGACAGCAUGGAGGAAGCUUCAGGAUCAGAUCCUCUUCCUGCACCGUGCACAGUCUAUGAGCACAAAGAUUUCCCAGGUCUACGACUAUUCCCUUCUCUACUACCUCCAGAAUGUCAAGUUAUGAUGUUGAACUCGGUGAUGCACCGUAACCUUGCGAACCCUCUUCACAAGACGAACUUGCAACCCGAUUACGACAUUCCAUAUCCCCCAUCCACCUCGUCCACAGGGUCAUUCUUCGGCUAUCCCCCUCAUUCCAAAUACGAAAUCUACAGACCGCUUAAAACAGACUCUAAUCACAAACAGCUGAAUACAACCCAAUUCCUCUCAAAGAAGCUUCGCUGGCUGACUUUGGGCUCGCAAUAUGAUUGGGCAACCCGUGCUUAUCCUACAACAUCACCAACACCAUUCCCCCCAGAUAUCGCGUCAUUAGUCACCACCCUAUUUCACUCAUCAUUCACUCCGGAGUCAGGUGUCGUUCUUCUUUACAGUCCGAAAGAUUAUAUGCCUGUUCAUCGCGAUGUCUCUGAACAAUGUGAUCGUGGUCUUGCAUCCUUCAGCUUGGGAUGUGACGGGUUGUUCAUCUUAUCAAAGGAUAUCAAAAAGGAAGGUGAAGAAGUAGAUGAGAGCAACGAGGAUCGGGAGAUGGAGAUGUGUGUUCUGAGGGUGCGGAGUGGGGAUUGUGUCUGGAUGAGCGGGGAAACCAGGUGGUGUUGGCAUGCUAUGCCGAAGGUUAUGAACAACACCUGUCCUCCAUGGCUUGUGGACUGGCCAGCUGAGAAGGGAGGUCCGAAGGAGUUUGAAAAGUGGAGGGGAUAUAUGAGAGGGAAGCGACUGAAUCUCAGUUGUCGACAGGUGUGGGGAUAA
Messenger RNA from Cadophora gregata, 1104 nucleotides. RefSeq lists its product as uncharacterized. The coding region runs from base 1 to 1104 and encodes 367 amino acids. Lineage: Eukaryota; Fungi; Ascomycota; Leotiomycetes; Helotiales; Ploettnerulaceae. Gene Ontology annotation, cellular component: nucleus; cytoplasm. The transcript is spliced from 3 exons. The record is from RefSeq and is a predicted model, not a curated record.